AUGGCCACAAAUGGGACAAAAAAAAGAAAUGCACAACGUUUUGCACGCAUCUCUGAUAUCACCAAGGAGCCUCAUGAAAUGUUGAUGCCAAUCAGUGGCUACGAAAACGAGCCACUUGUUUCACUGGAGACAGCUGUGCAACCACUAAUUCCGCUUCUACCAACGAUUCAGAGAUAUGUCGACACUUCCAAAGAACGAUGCAAAAAUCCUGCUGAUAAUUUAACACAAGAUGAAUCAGCUUCGCUUAUGCUUUACUCCAUGGAAUUGAAACCAGCGAGCAAGUCUCUCUAUGUCGUUCUCAAUGAAACUCUUCGAUCAAAAGAUCGACAAAAUCUGAAACCAUGGUUUUCUUAUUUGAAAUUAUUUCUCACUGCACUUUCUCGUCUCCCAUCCGAACGUCAAUUUGUCUAUCGAGGAGUGAAAUUAGAUCUAAGUGAAAAAUAUCCAAUCGGUGAAAAUGUUGUAUGGUGGGGUUUCUCUUCCUGUACUGUUUCAAUCAAUGUUUUACAAUCUGAAAACUUCUUGGGCAACAAGGGCGAACGAACAAUUUUCAACAUCGAUUGUUAUUCGGGAAAAAAUAUUCAAAAGCAUUCGUAUUAUCCAACAGAAGAUGAAGUGCUUCUCCUAGCUGCUACUCAGUUCAAAAUUGUCGGCUGUCUUGAUAAUGGUGGUGGUUCCCACACGAUUCACCUCAAAGAAAUUGAACCACCUUUUCCUUUGUUACAACCAGUGAUGCCAGUGAUAAAUGAGGCCAGUUCAAGCGAAACUCAGUCAUCUUCUCCUCUAUUAGAACCAGUGAUGUUCAACUCGAAUCCCGAACCACCUUCGCCUGGUAAGUCAGAUGAAAUUUUCUCGCACUAA
Molecule: messenger RNA, 861 nt
Organism: Rotaria sp. Silwood1
Lineage: Eukaryota; Metazoa; Rotifera; Eurotatoria; Philodinida; Philodinidae
Source: the annotation of a GenBank genome assembly